CAUUUUUAGUGUCUAAAACAGUACACGCAGCUAGCAAUUCGGGAAGCCUGUGGAUCUCCCAUCACUUGUCCUGACAUGGUGUGCUUAAACCGUGGGACUCUGCAAGAAAGGGAGAUCUCCAGAUUGGUGCCUGUUGAUCAGUUUCACUUAUAUCAGCGACUGAAAUUUGAGCGAGAAGUCCACCUGGAUCCACUGAGGACCUGGUGCCCCUCUGCUGACUGCCAGACUGUGUGCCAAAUUAAACCAAGGGAACCUGGACUACCAGUGCCUGUAAACUGUCCUGCUUGCCAUUUGACAUUUUGUUCAUCAUGCAAAGAACCGUGGCAUCGGGGAAGAUCAUGUCUGGAAAGCCACCUUUUUGUGGUACCAAAUGAACAAGGAUCGCUUAUCAAGCCUGACACAGAAGCACCAAUUAAGCAGUGCCCGGUCUGCCGGAUCUAUAUCGAGCGAAAUGAAGGCUGUGCCCAAAUGAUGUGUAAGAAUUGCAAGCAUACCUUUUGCUGGUACUGUCUACAAAACUUGGAUAGUGAUAUCUUCUUAAGACAUUAUGACAAGGGCCCAUGCCGGAACAAACUGGGCCACUCACGUGCCUCCCUUAUGUGGAACAGAACACAGGUUGUUGGGAUCCUCAUGGGCCUCGGUAUCAUUGCCCUGGUGACAUCUCCGUUGUUGCUCUUAGCUUCCCCGUGCAUUAUCUGUUGUAUCUGCAAAUCCUGCCGAGGCAAGAAAAAAAAACAUGACCCACCGACCACCUAGACUUCUCUGCCUGUUGGGUGAAUGUCUGCCUAGCACAUGUGAAGGAAGAGACAUGAAAACUGAUCAAUGGGACCAGUGCUUUAUCAAAAAAAAAUUGCCAACUUUUGUGCAAAUAGUGCCUACACUUUUCCAGGACACUGUAUUAUUUACAAGCUGCUGUUCAGUAACGGACUGGGGUGGCUGCAUGAGCUGGAUCCAAUUCUUUUCUUUCUUUUUUUUUUGAGAUUGGGCUUGAAAAAUAUUUUUAUAUUCUUCAAAACAACCCAGCUCUUAAUUCUGCUUCGGAUCUGUCGAUGGACUUACUUGCACACCCCUCCCCCCCCCGCUCAUUCACCAAGAGUCUGAAUGUAUGUUGGUUUCUGAGCACUUUAAUUUUGCAUCCUCUGAAGCAGUCUUAUUUUUUUAAGUACAGGAGUACAGGUGAGCUAUCUAGGCCCAUUUUACACAUUCUUUGGCUUGAUUGCUAUCCUGACUCAUAGGCCCUUUCCCCACUUACUGUUU
This is a messenger RNA of Sphaerodactylus townsendi, 1257 nucleotides long. RefSeq names its product ring finger protein 144B (gene RNF144B). Gene Ontology annotation, molecular function: ubiquitin protein ligase activity; zinc ion binding; ubiquitin conjugating enzyme binding. Lineage: Eukaryota; Metazoa; Chordata; Lepidosauria; Squamata; Sphaerodactylidae. Gene Ontology annotation, biological process: ubiquitin-dependent protein catabolic process; positive regulation of proteasomal ubiquitin-dependent protein catabolic process; protein polyubiquitination. The record is from RefSeq and is a predicted model, not a curated record. The coding region runs from base 76 to 756 and encodes 226 amino acids. Gene Ontology annotation, cellular component: cytoplasm; mitochondrial membrane; ubiquitin ligase complex. The transcript has 6 exons.